AACGCGUUUAAGUUUUCAGACAAUGAGGUGAGAGAUUUGGAGCGUCAUUCAUUCGUAGUGGUGUCUGAAAGCGGUCAUGAACAAACGUGUUUAACGGAAGCAGACAAUGACGACACUUUUGACGUAAUGGACACGGAGGGAAGCGGACGUCAAAGCGAAGAACGAGAGGGGCUUGGAACAAAGUGUGGGUCAAAUAAGGUCAUCGAAGAAGAUGAGAUAGUGUUUACUCUUCCGGACAAAGAGAAUGAAGAUUUCGAUCUAAAAACAGGUGGCCAGAAAAGUCAGAGCAGGGAUCGAGAGAAUACGUUAGAACGUAGAGACGCAGUGGAGGCACCACAUGUAGAUUACAUUGAAGUUGUGGCCGUCGAGAGGGUGAACAUUCAUUUCGACACCAGACAUGGCGUCCGCGUAGCCCACGAACUGAACAAGCAAAAAGUAGGCCAAGAAUACAUAUUUACGUUUUCAAACCAGGAUGGUGAUUCACCUCAAAAGGAUGAGGAACACCACUCUCAAGUGGAGACUGACAAGUCCAUACAGCAAGAUUCAGAAGUAUCAAGCAAUGAAAAAGCAAAUCCUGUAACUUAUGAAGAAAUCGUAAACUUUGAGAAAAACUCCAUUUUAUGUCAAGACGCAGAUGUAUUUAUGUAUUCUAUACCCGAAAGAUCGCGGACAAAUGUAAACGCCGAGGACGAGGGUAACCCAUCAGGCCACCAUGAAGAUCAAACCGAAGAUGAAACCCCAGAAGUAUUACAUGAUAGUGUAGAAGACUUGAUUGAACGCGAAGAGAAAGUGUGUCCCAUACUCCUACAAGAAUCUGACGACACCGACCAUGAUAAUUGUUUGGAUGAAACUGGCAUGAUGGGGACACCUAAUGAAGAUGUUUUAAACUCUGAAAUACCAGACGUCCAAAGGGACGACCGAUGCCCUGUUGAGAUAUCGUACGAUUUUAAAAGGCACAUUGAAGGCGACGAACAUGCAUUUACUCCUGCAGAUCAUGGGUUGGGAUGUUCAGAUGUUGACAUCACUGGUCGGUCAAUUCAACGCAACCUCGAACCUAGUUUGAACAAAACAUAUGAACACGAAACAUGUCUUGUAGAAAGUGCAGGAAAUGUAAGUUCGAAGCAGGAGAGCGUCCCCAGAGAAGAAAGUCCACAUAAUGACGCUGGCAAUGGUUUGAUUAUAAUAAGCAUUACAGAAAAAGAACAUGCAGACAUUUUGGACACAUGUCCCGCAGCUGUAACAGAAGUAAAGCUAAUCGAUAAUGAAAACGAUCAGUCCAUUGAAAUAACGCCAAAUAGCGAGAAAGACAACGAUGUAUUCGCCUACAACUUGACAGAACAUGAACCUUGGGGCUUUGAAGUGAGAGAAGAAGACCAAGAAAUUAUACCUGAUAAUUUUGCAUUUUCAAGUUCACCAAUGAGUAACUUACCCAGGACUCUCAGGAGGGACUCUGACAAGGAGGAUAACGACAAGUUUGUGAUCAGUUUGUCUGAUGCGGAUUGCAGACAAGCCUCAAACGACGUGUUCGAGGUCUAUCUGUCCGACGGAAUCAACAGUGAAAUCAUCGAGGGAAAUUUUGUCGGAUUGGACGCUAACGAGUGGAAGACUAAUGCCGGGGAAGAUUCUGUUGCAAGCACGGAUUCUGUUGAAAGCAUGGUUUAUGGUAAUGACGCAGACAUCGAGGAGACGUAUUCACAAAACGAGACCGAGUCGAGCCUGACCAGUCCAUGCAAAAGAGAAGCCUGUGAGGUAAAUGACUGCAGUGGCAUUAUUUCUCAAAUAGAAAGUGCCUCAAAUCUGCCGAUCGUUCCCGUGGAUGAAAGAUUAGAUGACACACAUAAUGUCACGGAAGAAAUGCAGUCAAGAACCAAAUGCUUCACCGAUGAUUGGGCUACUGUUACAGGUGGUAAGUGUAUGGUUUCAAGUGGAAAAUGUAUUGGUUUUUAAUUGGUAGAUAUGUUGUUUGAAAUGGUACAUCAACAGAUCCAGAUAGAGAGUAUUUUUUAAAAUAACUUUUUAUGGUUGUUCAUUUAAAGAAACAAAGUAAACAUGAUAUUUUGUCAAAUAAGUUUGAAAGUUAAAGGAGUUUGUAGUAUCAAAUUGUAAAACUCAGAUUGAAAUUUUGAGUCUUUUGUUUUCAAAAUGUUAGUCAAUUUUUUUUUUUUUUAAACAACGAUUUUCACUCACACUUCAAACAGAUCACGCAGAAAAACGAGGAGACUAUAAAUGCUCAGUUUCUGUGCAGCAACUAGAAACACAGAGUGAAGAUACCUCAUCUAAAAUAAGCCGCUUGGAAACAGGAG
This is a messenger RNA of Lymnaea stagnalis (great pond snail), 2303 nucleotides long. The record is from the annotation of a GenBank genome assembly. Lineage: Eukaryota; Metazoa; Mollusca; Gastropoda; Lymnaeidae.